GAGCCAAGCUGCAUUAUGUACUCACUCACAAAUCACUUCCUUCAUACAAAUUAUUGUUAAGCAAACAAAGAGAAAGAUCGAUGGCAUUCUCAAAGACUAUUCUUCUCGUUGCCCUUGUCUUUGCUGUUCUCCUCAUCUCCUCUGAGGUCUCAGCUCAUGAAAAUUCUGACCACUUCCACGGCAACGAUCAUGGACAUGGUGGCCACGGACAUGGAGGACAUGGACAUGGAGGCGAAGGAGGACAUGGACAUGGAGGACAUGGAGGACACGGAGGACAUGGUGGCCAUGGAGGCCGUGGAGGGCACGGAGGGCAUGGACCUGGUGCUCAUGAAACUGAGAAUUAGAUACCGUUUGCUGCCUCGCCUAAUGUCAGGCGUGCUAGCUGCAUGAGUAUUAUUAGUAUGAACUAUGAAGCACUUGUUUGUCAAAUAAAGUUGUACUGGUUAAUGAGUAGUAAUCUGAAAACUCUCAAUCAAGCAUUGGCAGGUUACUUCUAAGCUUUAUCGCUGUACUCUUAAUUUGUAAUGUAUGCCUUGGAUGGCCUUGUUAUUUACUACAA
Molecule: messenger RNA, 559 nt
Organism: Rosa rugosa (rugosa rose)
Lineage: Eukaryota; Viridiplantae; Streptophyta; Magnoliopsida; Rosales; Rosaceae
Product: cold and drought-regulated protein CORA-like
Exons: 2
Coding region: 81-344 (87 amino acids)
Source: RefSeq, a predicted model, not a curated record